Molecule: messenger RNA, 2628 nt
Organism: Peronospora farinosa
Lineage: Eukaryota; Oomycota; Peronosporomycetes; Peronosporales; Peronosporaceae
Source: the annotation of a GenBank genome assembly
AUGGGCGACGAGUGCGCGGGCAACAGCGUUUACUCCACUUCCGCACCUCUACGCUCUUUCAUAAACGAUAGCGUACUCCUUACCGACACCAAUAGCAGCAGAAAGCGUCCGAUAGACGCACUAAAUGGUCUUGUUACACGCUCUCCACCCUCUUCUCCAUCAGUGCGCGUGUCCAACCUUCCUUCUCUGCCACAAAUUUAUAAAACGAACAUCUCAAGCUCAAGAAUAAACAGCAGUUUCUCAUCUGUGUCUACGUUAUCGUCUUCAUGGAGUGUCAAGAGCACACGAGACUUGGAGCAAGAACCGGAUGACCCACUAUCACUUAAACGUUCGAGAAGAGCGCCUGUUUCUGUUGAGGAGUCGAUUCUGAUCAGUGACAUGUCAGAGCACCGAGGUAUGAUGCUAAGUAGUGUAACACAAGACAGAGACAAGAAAGACGAGCAAUUUGAAGCAUUGAGAGAAGAUUCCCAAACUCUGAUGGAAGGGAUGCGUAUUUCCCAGCAAAACACACAAGAAUGUACACAUACAUUAGAAGAUAGUCCCUCCCUGUGUCUCAUGAGACUUGUACUGCAUCCUGAAGUGGACAGAGCCGUGACUGCUUUUCAAAAGAAUGCAUUAAAAAAGAAGGGACUAUAUCGCAUUGAAAUGCACAUGCUCAAGCCUAAAGUAAAGCUUGGAAGAGAAGAAUAUGGGCAUAUUUUUGAUAAAAAGACAAGUGCAUUCGAUCCAGUUAAAUUAAGCAGAACACACUGUAUUAUUGAGACGGCACUCGAUCCAGAGACACAUCGGCAUACAGUUUUUAUUACAGACAAAAGUACAAAUGGAAUUAGAAUCGAUGGAGUUCAGGCACAAAAGGACAAAAAGUAUAAGCUGGUGGACGGACAGAAGAUAACACUGUUAUCGUCUCGACAGGGAGAUGUGCUGCUUGGAUAUGUCGUGGAAGAUCCUCAUGUAAGAGGAGUGCAAGAAAGCACGAGAGUGAACGAAUUGCAGGAUGCAUCUCAACAGGGACCAAACUUCCAGGAGUACACAAUGGGUGUGUUGUUUUCGGCCCCAUUAGUCGGAAAAGACAAUCAGGGCAAGUACCAUCCUAUCGCUGAGUUGGACGUUAAGCGCGAGUACUUUAUCCUACAAAAGAGUCUGAUAGAAGCAUCGAAAUUUGCAAAGCGACUUGCAACAGGUAAUGACGGAUUAAGCAACAGCGUCCCUGGCACUUUGUCCACGGUGUAUCAAUGCCCGCGUCGAAUCAGCGUGGUUGCCAAGUUUGCGAACACGGAUACAUUUCGAGCCAUGAUUACGCUUGGAUGUCGAACACUUCACUUCUCAGGCCAUGGCAAUGAGAAUCACUUGUACUUUGAAGAUGGAAUGGGGUUGGUGCAUCCGAUCCCGCACAAAGGUCUGCAGGAAUUGUUUUUGGCAGGCGGUGGGGGUGAGUCAACAUUGCGUCUUGUAUUUGUUUCUGCAUGCUCCUCUGCAGCGCUGGCUUAUGCUUUCGUAUCAUGUGGAAUUCCGCACGUCAUCGGUGUUCGCACUAAUCAAGAGAUCGAAGAUUACGCGGCUAUUGAGUUUACGCGCGCGUUCUACCUGGCACUUGCAACCGGUAAGUCUGUGGGGGCAAGCUUUACCAUAGCGCAACAAUCGGUUGCAAAAUCGCCAAAUAUUCGAGGACCCAUGGCAGUUGCUAAAAAGUUUAUGCUACUUCCAGAGGACGGCGAUCAUUCAGAGAUUAUUUUUCCGUUAGCUAUCGUUGAGUCUUCGGAUACGAUUAAUUUCGAGUCAAUGAAGUCCAAUCGAUAUCCUAAAUUAUGGUUCGAUGGCUUGCCAGCAAUUUGCCAAGGAUUUUGUAAUCGCUCUGUCGAAGUGUACAAGAUAUGUCUUGCUUUGAUGAUGACGCAGUCUCGGAUCACACGUCUUGUGACAAUUUGCGGUGAGGAAGGUAUCGGUAAGACAGCGGUUGCCCAUGCUGUGGCAAACUAUGUUGGACCGCGUAUUACUUCGGAAGGAGGGGUCCGGAUAUUUUCGGUGGCCAGGCUUGCCCAGGACGAAAUAGAUGAGAACGUGGGAGUGAUGCGGCGUAACAUCAACAUUGCGAACGUCAGAUGCCGCGUACUGAGUCGGUUAGAAAUGAUGGUGUCGGAUCAUCUCAAGCAACACAAGGCUCGAAUUGAGCUCGACGGUCAGCAAAUGCUGAUGGUCAUGGAUGGUUGCGAUUAUCUUGUGAGCGGAUACGCUCGUCGCGACCAUUUCCGCGCUUUCCUGUCGGAUAUCCUGACGAAUAAUGCAUCUUUGAAGGUCGUGCUGACAACAAGGACGUCUAUCUGUACGGAUGGUGCUGUCUGCGGUCAUGGGGAGCGGUUGUAUACGCUUUCAAAGUUUGACAUGAAGAACGCGACGAUGAUGCUGGUGCGUCUUAUGAGCCGGCCUAUUCGUAUUGAAGAGCUGAAGCGCGCGCGCAUUACUAGCUCCUCCGAUAAGCUAGAGCUUAUUGCUUCUCACCCGGCACUCAUAGCCACGAAGGGUAUUCCCAAAGGCAUAGCUGACCUUGCUGGCAGACUCAACGAGACAACCAUGGACGAAAUUCUCGUGGACGAGACUGACUUGAAUCUUAUAGAUCGAAUAGAAUCGUAG